Molecule: messenger RNA, 1786 nt
Organism: Balaenoptera acutorostrata (minke whale)
Lineage: Eukaryota; Metazoa; Chordata; Mammalia; Artiodactyla; Balaenopteridae
Gene: KAT8
Product: lysine acetyltransferase 8
Exons: 10
Coding region: 35-1681 (548 amino acids)
Biological process (GO): regulation of DNA-templated transcription
Molecular function (GO): histone acetyltransferase activity
Source: RefSeq, a predicted model, not a curated record
GGCGCUGUAUUCUGGCGUCACUUCCACUACAGCGAUGGCGGCACAAGGAGCAGCUGCGGCGAUUGCGGCGGCGACUUCAGGGGUCGCGGGGGAGGGCGAGCCCGGGCCCGGCGAGAAUGUGGCGGUCGAGGGGACCUCCCCGUCCCCGGGCCGCGUCUCUCCGCCGACUCCGGCGCGUGGAGAGCCAGAAGUCACCGUGGAGAUCGGAGAAACAUACCUGUGCCGAAGGCCGGAUAGCACCUGGCAUUCUGCUGAAGUGAUCCAGUCUCGAGUGAACGAUCAGGAGGGCCGAGAGGAAUUCUAUGUACACUAUGUGGGCUUUAACCGGCGACUGGACGAAUGGGUAGACAAGAACCGGCUGGCGCUGACCAAGACAGUGAAGGAUGCCGUGCAGAAGAACUCAGAGAAGUACCUCAGUGAGCUGGCCGAGCAGCCUGAGCGAAAGAUCACUCGAAACCAAAAGCGCAAGCAUGACGAGAUCAACCACGUGCAGAAGACCUAUGCAGAGAUGGACCCCACAACAGCAGCCUUGGAGAAGGAACAUGAGGCGAUCACCAAAGUGAAGUACGUGGACAAGAUCCACAUCGGGAACUACGAAAUCGACGCCUGGUACUUCUCCCCGUUCCCUGAAGACUAUGGGAAACAGCCCAAGCUCUGGCUCUGCGAGUACUGCCUCAAGUACAUGAAAUACGAAAAGAGCUACCGCUUCCACUUGGGCCAGUGCCAGUGGCGGCAGCCCCCGGGGAAGGAGAUCUAUCGCAAGAGCAACAUCUCUGUGUACGAGGUAGACGGCAAAGACCACAAGAUUUACUGUCAGAACCUGUGUCUGCUGGCCAAGCUUUUCCUGGACCACAAGACAUUGUACUUCGACGUGGAGCCAUUCGUCUUUUACAUUUUGACUGAGGUGGACAGGCAGGGAGCCCACAUCGUCGGCUAUUUCUCGAAGGAAAAGGAGUCACCAGAUGGGAACAACGUGGCCUGCAUCCUGACCCUGCCCCCCUACCAGCGCCGUGGCUAUGGAAAGUUCCUCAUUGCUUUCAGUUAUGAGCUGUCCAAGCUGGAGAGCACAGUAGGCUCCCCUGAGAAGCCACUGUCUGACCUGGGCAAGCUCAGCUACCGCAGCUACUGGUCCUGGGUCCUUCUGGAGAUCCUGCGAGACUUCCGGGGCACACUGUCCAUCAAGGACCUUAGCCAGAUGACGAGCAUCACCCAGAAUGACAUCAUCAGCACCCUCCAGUCCCUCAACAUGGUCAAGUACUGGAAGGGCCAGCAUGUGAUCUGUGUCACACCCAAGCUGGUGGAGGAACACCUCAAAAGUGCCCAGUAUAAGAAACCACCCAUAACAGGUGGGUGGAGUCUGCCCAGGGUGUGUGUGUGUGGGGGGGGUAGAUGUAAGGACUGCCGUGAGCCAAGGCCUCUGUUUUGCUGUCAUCGGAUCCCCAACCAGUCUGACCAGCUCCCAGGACUGAAGCCUGGGGCAGCCCCCUCCCCAGGACUCAGUCUGCCCCUGUUCUCACCUCGAGGUGAAACCUGGCCUGGGCCCAGGGCAGAGCAGCCAGUGCGAGCGGCCGGGCCCGGAGGCCCAGUCCUGCCUCUCAUGCCUCUUCUCCCCACAGUGGACUCUGUCUGCCUCAAGUGGGCACCCCCCAAGCACAAGCAAGUCAAACUCUCCAAGAAGUGAGUGGCCUGUGCCCCUGCUGCUGGACCCGUGCCUCCUUGCACCCCAGCCUGUAAAUAUGUACAGACCUGUUUCGUCAUUUUUUUAAUAAAGUAAGUUCUGCCAGUG